AGGAGCCGAGACCCCCUCAGACUGCGAGGAGCCGGCGGGAUCGGCCAGGCGGCUGCAGCCCUGCGCCGAGCCAGAGCCGCUGAUUUAUUAUUUUCUGGGAGGCGUUGGAUUCCGGUGCCAGCUUUGUAUGUCUGUCCGCGGCUCCGCCAGGGAGGGAAUAACCCAUCCGGAGGCUGGGUCCAGGCAGCAGCACAACCUUCCUGCCAAGAUGGCUGCACCAUCUGCAGAGGCUUAUGAGUCAGCUACUGCCUCCGCUCACCCUUCACUCCAGCAGUAGAGGCUCAUGCUUUUAAAUCCAGAGGUCCUGGGUCGAGCUCUACAGCAAGUCAACCUGGGCAGUGAUUACACCAGCACAUUGCAAAUAACCAGACCCGUGAGUGUGCUGUGAUAAGAGGGGACACUUGGGAGCGUAAGAGUUGCUGUAUCGCAGCCGACCUUUAGACCUAAGCUGGCUCGCCAAAUGCCACUGACUCGUGACUCAACUUCACCUCUGAGUUGCCAUGGCCAAGUUAGAGACCCUGUCUGUUCUUAGUGACCCAAGAUACCAGAACCAGGACACUUUCCACUCGUUUGCCUCCAGGCCCUCUGAAUCUGCCUCCCAAAACACUAUGGGAAGCGUAGGCAGCGGAGUCGCCAAUGAGCAAGAGUUUGCGAUGAAGAGCGUGGGAACUAGGACUCAGAGCAGCAGCAGGCAGGCUGAUGGCUCGCGGAAUGGCUAUUCCACGCGGGAGAUCUCUAACCGUUACUCUGGGGAGGAGAAAACCUACAAGUCAGAGAUCUCCAACUCCCUCUACAUCAAUGGGGACCUGCGCAAGAGUGAGAAGAUGAAGACAGACAUUUGUGGGAACGUUGCCGCCAACAACGAGAAAAACCUGCCACCUCCUCCCCAGUACAGAGAACCCAGUAACCCACCAAAGAUAUUGCCAGUCUCUGGCAAAUUGGACCAGAGCAAUGAGCCCUUAGUUAGACCUUCAGCCUUUAAACCAGUAGUUCCUAAAAACUUCCAUUCCAUGCAGAAUCUCUGCCUGCCACAGAACAAUGGAAUAACAGAGAACAGAAAGAGCUUGAAUCACACCAACAGCAAUAGCCCGUCUGCAGGCAAAAGCGGACUGGAGAAGACCAGCCUUAAUAGGAGUACAAACCAAGUGGGAGGUCUUUCCGAUUCUGGCCGUAACUCUUUGACGAGCUUGCCCACUUACGGGACGGUCUACAGUCAGCACGUUGGCCCAAUGAGUGCUUCAACUAGUCACAUAAACCGCAUUGGCACAACCUAUGUAGAUAAGAACAUAGUGGGAUACAAUGGAAUAUCUACCUCAGACAGUGGACGGUCUUCAAGCAAGAGUACUUCUUCUUUCAAUAGGCUCAACCAUCUGAAUGAAACAAUGCCUUUCCAUUCCCCCUCGACAGAUGAUGUUAUCCAGGACCUGGAGGACAGGCUGUGGGAGAAGGAGCAGGAGGUCCUGCAGAUGAGAAGAAACCUGGACAAAAGUGAGGCUGCCAUCUUCCAAGUGUUUGAGGAGAAGCAAAAGAUCUGGGAACGUGAAAUGGAGGACCUCAGGCAAAAUUAUGCAAAUAAACUACAGCAGGUCUCCAAGAAGGCCCAGAGGGCUCAACAGGCCUUGCAGCUCCAGAUCUUCAAGCUCCAGCAAGAGAAAAAAAAGCUCCAGGAUGAUGUGGGGCAACUUCUCCAGCAGCGAGAAGAGCUAGAGAAAAAAAUUGUGGCUUUCAAGAAAGAACAGGCUGAGUUUCUUCCCAAGAUUGAAGAAACCAAGUGGGAGGUGUGCCAGAAAGCUGGUGAGAUCUCACUCCUCAAGCAACAACUGAAGGAUUCGCAAGCUGAUGUCUCUCAGAAACUGAAUGAGAUAGUGGGGCUGCGGACUCAGCUCAAAGAAGGUAAGAACUUCCUGAGAGAGAAGGAAGAGCAGAUCACCACCCUGAAAGACUCCUGCAGCUCCAAGACUGUCAGCCUGGAGAUCUGCGAGAAUGAGCUGCAGAGAAAGAUGAAUGAGGUGCAGAUGCUAAGGGAAAAACUCAACCACUGUGAGCUGGAGGUCUCUGGCCUGAAGCAGACACUGGCCAGCAUGGGGCACCAUGGCCAUUUCAAUUCAGAGCUCACCGAGAAACUAAGGGACCCGUUGGCAUGUGAGAGCGAUGAGGCUAAGAUGAAGCGCCAAAAUGAGGACAAUGUCAUUGCCCUGAAGAAGGAGGUUGAGCAGCUCCAGACAGAGCUGAAGCUGGAGCGCCAGCAGCGGGAGCAGCAGGUGAUGGACUUUGAGGAGGAGCAGCGCACGUGGCAGGAGGAGAAGGAGAAAGUGAUCAAAUACCAGAAGCAGCUACAGCUGAACUACGUGGAGAUGUACCAGAAGAACCAGCUCCUGGAACAAAAGGUGAAUGAGAUGACCACCAAGGCCACCAGCCCGCCUUACACCGAGGAGAAAAAACCAUGGACUCCAUCCAGGCUGGAGCGAAUAGAGUCCACGGAGAUCUAACAAAGGACCAAGUCAAUAAAAGUAAUUUUUAUUACUGUGCAUGUACUACCUACUCCAGCCAGUGAUCUUCCUAAGAAUAAUGUGCUAUUUUACCAGAAGUGUGAAUGCACCGAACCCCCCACCCCUUACUUUCUUCCUCAGUGCUCUGUAAGUAAACUAACUGUGGAUGUACAUUGUUAUACUAUUGAUGAUGCUACAUCAGUUUCUCCUAGUACAGCAAGGAAGGGCCCAGUGGCCCUUUAGGAAUCUGCCGUGACUGUUAGUUCUCUAUAUGCUGCCAUCUCUUCCACCAUCAUCAAUUCCCCUGCCCUCUGCGUUGGUUUUUUUCCCCCCCAUCAGUUCAUGCAGCAAAACAGUGCAAAGUGACAGGGUUUUUCAGGGCAUUUUAGCCACAUUGGCUAAUAGAGCAAAGCUCUUGGGAUCCGAAGAACUGUGCAGUUCAGCACGUCACGGUAUCGAUGAUACUUGUCUGACAGCCUAAUCCAAUGAAGUCAGUAGGAGGUUUGCCAUUGACUUCAGUGAAACAAGGCUUUGACCCUAUUCAAAUAAGUCUCUAUAGCAAAUGCAUUGCUAACAAUUACCAAGGUCCAUGAUGUCACUAGGGGUUAGAAUUAGCCAGUUGAGGUGCAAUGAGCCAACACCAACCGCUGUCCGAAAUGAACUGAGAGUUGCAUUUGAGGUUCCAAAAACAUGCUGUGCUUUCACUUUGCUAUUUACAUUCACGUCCCCUCCCACUUCUUGGCAAUGAUCAGGACUAGAAGCAGAAAUGGCAGCAAACCCCAAAAUAAGGAAUCCCCAGUAAUACAGGCAGCAAUUCCCAUUCCUCAGGAGAGAUCCCAGAGGACAGAACUUUGACUAAUCUUCAGAGAAGUAUUCAGACUCCUUCCACAUUUAUCCAAACCAGAAAUGAAUCUGUGUGGGACGCCAGGUGGCAACACUAUCCCAUUCCCAAAAGAAAGGUGCCAGGGUUGACUUUCCUCUUGCCGUUGUUCCCUGUAGAACUGGUUACAGAUGGGCCUCAGGAAACCACCGCUGUGCUAAUGAACAAGCAUCAGCACCAUGGAUAGAUGUGGCAGGAGUUAAGACCCUAGCAUAGGAAGUAACUUAGACCCCAGUUCAACUGAGGACCCAAGCACUAGAAUGGGUUACCUAGGGAGGUGGUGGAAUCUCCUUCCUUAGAGGUUUUUAAGGUUAGGCUUGGCAAAGCCCUGGCUGGGAUGAUUUAGUUGGGGUUGGUCCUGCUUUGAGCAAGGGGUUGGACUAAAUGACUCCUGAGGUCUCUUCCAACCCUGAUAUUCUCAGCAUGUGCCUAAGAUCCAUGCUGAGUGGGGGACGUAGGAAAAUCCUAGGGGCCCAGGUCUGCCUGCAGAUGCGAGUGUACAAUUGCCAAGUCUCACACCUGGACCCAAGGGCAGCAUUCAGCCAUAAAUGGGCCUGAUUCUGUCUCCUCCUAAAGAUGUGUCACACGCUUCCGGAAGUGUAAAGGGGUCUUCAGGUGGGACUCAGUUGAAGCAGUGGUGUGCGGGAGGCUCCGUGUAACUCAGGAGGAAGCCCAGUGUCCUUUCUGGAAGGAGAGCUAGAAGGAACAAAGAUGCACAGGGUGUCGAAUGAGCAGUGACACACACCCCUACACAGUGAUUUCAAUGAGAGUUCAGGCCCAAGUGUGUAUUGGGCGAGAGCGGCAGGACAAGACAGGCUCAGCACUGUGGAAAAAGCAGCCGAGAAGACGACAUGGAAGCUGCUCAUUUUCCAUAUGUCCCCUCAGCUGAGCUCGCACUACGAGCUGGUGGCUCACAAUUCCUCGGGGGGGGUUGAACUUUGGUUGGGAUUUACACCACCUUGGGGAAAGCCCAGCAUUCAGCAAGCAGGGCUCACGGGAGAAAGGGGAAACUGACCAGUUCUCAGGGAGUUUCAGUCUGUUGUUUUCCAGCUGACUUUGCCCUUUGAGCAGGCAUCAGCAGUGACCAGCACGGGCUACGGGAGGUGCUGGCAGAUGACAAUGGUCGCUGUUGCUGUACAAAUGAAAGUUUCUCGCAGGAUGACCCUUCGCAGCCUGUGCUGGGAAACAGCAAUUGAUCGUGAGGGCGCCUCAGUUUGCCCCCUGCUGCUCUUGUGCUAGGGGAGGCAAAGAAAAUGUAUUGCAUCAGUCCGGCAAAAACUAAAGCAAAUACCUGUGAAACUGGCUGUCUCAGAGAUGAGCCCAAGCCAGCUGCCUCGCAAACGGUGUUUGAUUGAUGGCCAAAUGGCACUGUCCUGGUCUUGGGGUGGGCUAUGUUGGACAAGGAAUAGGCCUGGUGCUUGGAGACAGGGUGGCCAUACUGAAUAUACAGGGUGGGCCUGAUGCAAAGCCCAGUGGAAAGAGUCUCAUUGACUUAACGGGCUUUGGAUGAGGCCCUGAAUCAGUUGCAGCUCUGUUGAAGUCAAUGGAAUGACUCCAGCAUAACAUCCUUGUGAGACAGGAGUCAGGCUCUGACUGUUGGCCUGUAUCCCAGUUAUGGGAGCAGAAGCACUUAUAGUAGGAGGGAGAUCGACGUCAGUGGGAGCAAGAUCAGUGGCAAAGCUCCCAGUCAUAUGAAGAGGAGCAACCUUAGCCACCGUCAUCUCUGUCUGUAGAGCCAGGAUGGCGCGGGACGGGAGCAUUGCUUCCCAGCCACUGUCCGUCAGCAAAGGCUUCAGCUGGGCGCGCUAUUGCAUUCCAGUCUUAACAAUGGACGAGACCUAGCAUUAGCGUUCCAAGCUUGAUUUCUCGCUUUGCUGCCCAUUUGUAAUGGUGCAAUUGUGUCCCUGCUCAGCUCUCCAGGUGCCAGUCGUUAAUCCGCCCCCAGCCAGGCAGCAGAGUUGGCAAUAACAGGUGCUGCUUGAGGGCGCAAGGGCUGAGGCUGUGUGCACAGAGCAGCAUGCAGACACCAGAGGGUAGGACUCGGCUAGGACAUUGGCAUGGCAGCGCCUGCCAUUUGUGCUGCUGUUAGACCUGGCGCCGUUUCCAGGCCAGGGCGUUGUAUUCCCUCCCCGGUGCCUUCAGUUACAGUCAGUGCAAUUCCACAGGCAAAUGUUCUGUGCACUCGGGGGGGGGGGGGGGGGAGGAUGUCUAAUUUGCAUGCCUAGUUGUUGGAGCCAUACCUGGGCCACCUGGGUCUGCAAAUGCCUAGUUUGUGUGCGAAGGCUGACUUAUGUGUGUUAGAAUUAGGCCCUGUUUCUGUCAUUUUAAAUUAGUUGGGCCUGUUCCUCCGCUGAAGUAAAGCAGAGUAACUCCCUUGACUUGAAUGGAGCUGGCCACCCGGCUACUCUGCGAGGGCUGGAUCCUGCGAAGGGCCGAGCACCCUGAAUCCCCGUCAGUCAGUGUGAGGGGCUGAGUGCACUAAACCCUCAGAGUUAAGGGAUGGGGGGAGGCCUGUGUGACCUGGGGCAAACCCUCUUGCUAGGCCUCAGUUUCCACAUAAAUUAAACCAGGAUAACCAUCCUUCCCUACCUCACAGGGAUGAAUUUAUUCCUGUUCGCAAAGGGCUCUGAGCUCCUUGGGUGGAAGGGAAAAGUGCUGAGCAGCUACAAAUAUUUUUAAUAGAUUUCAGACCAAUUUUAUGUGUAAUUUUUCAGGCCAUCAUUUAACAAGAAGAUGUUUCAGGGAACAGUAUCUGCACUUCCAAUGGGAUGAGCCCCAGAUCCUAUUAGAUCUCCUCCAUUACUGUGGGUGAAAUUCUGGUUCAAAUGAAGUUGAUGGCAAAACCCUCACUGAAUUCAGUGUGGCCAGGAUUUCCCCCUGUCAUUUUAAAGGGCCCCAAUCAGCCUUUGAGAACGUUCACACCCCUGAUGUUCACCUGUGGUAGCAUCAGCUUGCAGGUCCCAUUGAUGCCAUCCAGAGAACCCUUCUACCCGCUCAAUGCAUGCCUGAGAUUCCUACUGGUGCCCAACAAGAACAGAACUAGAUGAACCUCCUGAGGUCUCUUCCAACCCUGAUAUUCUAUGAUUCAGCAGAGCUAAUCACUGGCCAGCAAGCUGGGUCCUUACAAUGGUGACAUGCAGAAGUACCUCCACGGACUGGAUUUGCCAGGAAACUGGGUUUUUUAAAUAAAAAGAUCGGAACAGACCGAUUUGCAGAUUUACAUGUUCUGCAGGCUUGAAACAUUCCCUAAAUAACGAGUGAUCUAAUCAGAUCAAUAGUAGGCCUCCUGAAAGCUCCAGACUAUGUCUCCACAGCAAAGAAAAUCCCGCUGCUGGCCUGUGCCAGCCGACUCCAGCUCGGGGGGGUUCAGGCUGGGGGGCUGUUUCAUUGCUAUGUAGCAUUCUGGGCUUGGGCUGGAGCCCGGACUCUAGGACCCUGCGAGGGUCCCAGAAGUCUACAUAGCAAUGAAACAGCCGAGUCCCAUGAGCCAGGGUUGGCUGGCACAGCCACAGGUGUCUAGUUGCUGUGUAGAUGUAUCCUGGGUGUGUCCCAGAGUAGGGAGGCCAACAAUCCAUGAAUUAAAAAGCUCCUAAGUACAUAUUUAUCCAAUGCACUGUAGCAUCCCAGAUCUUGGCAGUAAAGAGGGGGAUGGUAUGUUUUAAGACCUCCCUUAAUGUCCAUUGUACGCCAUUGAGGUGGGUGUGUGAGACGAUUCUGGGCCAGAACCUCAGCUACUGGAGUGGGAGCUAGACCAGCUAAGGAUCUGGCAAUGUUCAAGUGACAUUGCAAAGAGAAAUCAAAGGAAUAGCUGAACCUUCCACACUCCACGGCCCCUUCCUUAACUGGCUGUUUUCUAUGCAAAUUAGCCAGGCACUUUAACAAGCCAGACUCGGCAAAGUCACCAUUUCUGCAGGGCGAUUUUGGUGCAAAUUGCUCUUUGUGUAUGAUGCCCACCAGUGUGUUGCCAUUCCAGGAGGGUAGCUGAGAGCCCCCUUUUUGAGGUUAAUUACCCUGUAAAUCCUGUAGGCGGAUGUUUUGCCAAAAUGCCGGCAAGUGCACAAUUCCAUUCCCUUCCUUUCCCUGAGUCCCCACCAGAACUGUUGGGUGAUAAACGGACUCAUUCUGCUGGAUGCACUGCCGAUUUUAGGAACCACAGAGCCACUUAAGGACAGGGGAGGGUGUUGUGCAGAGAGUUUCCACCUUACAGGCAGAAGGUGCCUGUUCCCAUCCCUCUGGUCGUGUGUCAUUACCGUUCUUCCUGCAGCUAUGUCACCUUGGAUUGGUAUCUAGUCAGAUCUUUUGAACUAUGCAGCUGUGCGUCUGCCGUUCCUUCGGUGGGAGAGCCACACCGAAUACCCAAGGUGUGCUUGGAAGUUAGGCUGGUGAUUCAGCAAAGAGCGUUCUUCCCUCCCAGGUCAGCACUGAGCUAAUGCCCCAGCGAGCUGCCAGAGGUGCCUCUUGCGGGUGAGUUGCCAAGCAGAAGGUUCUGAUCCUUAAUGACUCCAUUGAAGUCAGUAGGGCAGAUCUUUGGCUGGUGAGCAUCAGCUUAACUUCAUUGCCACAGAGCCCCAGACUUAUGUUAGCUGAAGAUUUGGCUCAAAUGAGGAACACUCGUAUAAGGGAAGGAAGAAUCGGAUCCUUUAUUUCUUUGUGUGUUUGGUUUUCUUCCAUAAUUUUGCUUCUGUUGCUUUAAGACGUCACACCUGGGUUGCUUUGGCUCAUCUCCAGAGCAGCAGGUGUGUAAUGGCUUCACAGCUGUACGGGAAAGGAUUAGAGAUUAAAACUGUGCACCUAGCAAUGCCCAGUACUGCUUAGUUUCCACCAAUCAACUGACUGGCGAUCAACCACAUCGCUGCAAACAGACAAGCAAACAAUAGCGUUGCUAGCGUAAAACUGUAGGAAAAUCACUGACGGUUUUCUGUGUGUGAAGUGCUUAUUAACUGAAAUAGGAACUGAAUCAUAUAUUAUAUGCUGCUAAGUGAUACAGAGACAAGUGUACUUUUAUGUAAAUAACGGUCUAGUUCUGUAUAUAUGAUUAUUAAACAAAACACAAAAAAAAAAACCGCUGUGACUUCUAUGUGGGUGACUGGGAUUGGCAGUAAGAGCAGAAGUCAUUUUCAAGAGUGAAGUUCUGGACUACAGCCCUGAUCCUACAAGGUGCUCAGCAUCCUCAAAUCCCCACUGACUCCAGUAGGAAUGGGGGGUGUUCUCCAUCUUCCUGGAUUGGGCCCUUGCUGUCCUGUUUAUCUAUUUGUUCCUUCUGCCCAUUGAUAGUCCUGUAGGGAACCUGAGAUAUUGAUGUCCUGUUGUUGCUUUGGUGCAAGCCUUCCACAAAGCCCACCUAGGCAAGGCCAUGAAGCUCCCUCCAUUCUUCUUCUGAGACUUGGAUACUCAGAAGAAAUGCCCAAUUCGGAACAGCCUCUUAGGAAACCCACUGUUGAACUCUGCCACCAGCCCUAUUACCCCAUCUACCUGGCUUCAGUGGCCAUGAACAUGGCUAAUUAACCAGUAUGUGCCAGGAUUUCCUUCUGCUGAUGGCACUUUUUAGCUUGUUUGAGAUGAUGAGCCCUGGGCCAUCAUGCCCAAAGGCCGAGUUAGGGUGUUUGAAUUACAGAUUUGGAACUGUUUCCUUUAUUAUUUCCUUAAUUAUUAUUUCAAUAAUUCCUGGGGUUAUUUAGUCUACAGAAGAGAAGAAUGAGGGAGGAUUUGAUAGCUGCUUUCAACUACCUGAGGGGGGGUUCCAAAGAGGAUGGAUCUAGACUGUUCUCAGUGACAGCACAUGACAGAACAAGGAGUAAUGGUCUCAAGUUGGAGGUUUAGGUUGGAUAUUAAAAAAAACUUUUUCACUAGGAGGUGGUGAAGCACUGUAAUGGGUUACCUAGGGAGGUGGCGGAAUCUCCAUCGUUGGAGGUUUUUAAGGUCAGGCUUGACAAAGCCCUGGCUAGGAUGAUUUAGUUGGGAAUUGGUCCUGCUUUGAGCAGGGAGUUGGACUAGAUGACCUCCUGAGGUCCCUUCCAACCCUGAUAUUCUAUGAUUUCAAAUGGUAGACACUGCUAGGGCAUUGGGAGUGGGCUUGCAGAAGAGAAUCUGUCCACUGGGAAGGGGCUCAGAGUCUAUUAAGGAAAUAAACGUUGAUCAAAACUUCCUCUACACUGGGGAGAGGGAGCUGAGAGAUCUUGGUUCUUUUCCCAGUUCUAGUGUUGACUUGGGAAAGUCUUCAUCUCUUUCUGUUUCCCCAGAAACUUCACCUGCAAAAGUACAUUGAGAUCCUCUUAUUUCAGGGGCUGUAUGAGUGCAGGGGUAUAGAACUAGCCUACACCAAAUGAAGGGUGCCAUUUAACUCCCAUAGACUUCAGUGGGAAGUGGAUUGGGAAUCUAAACAACUCUGUUUAUUGUAGGCUAACAGGUAGCAGCAGCAUUGGGUCCUGUGAGUGUCACUUUAUCUCUCUCCCUAAUGGCUCCUUAAUGCCCAGGUUAUUAGGGAAUAAAAGAUUUCAGAGGCAAAACCUGAAGUCAGACCCCUUUAUUCAUGACCCCUGCUUGGCAUGUCUGGAUAGACUCAGCCCAUCUUAACUCAGGAGUGACAGAUGCUCCCAUCGCUGAGCCCGAACUCGGGCUUCAUAAUGGAAAAAUUGCAGCAUGUAGUGAAAUGAGGCUCAUGGGUUUUCCCUUCAUGUAUUCCUCUGCUGACCUAGUUAUUUUCAUCAGCCCUAGAAAGCACAGUUGAGUGAUUAACGACUGGGGCUGGCAGUAAGGAAAUCUGGAUUCAGUUCCCAGCAUGGCUGCUGACUUGCUAAAUGAGCUCAGGCAAGUCCUGUCAUGUCUCUGUGCCUCAGUUUCCCCAGCUGUAGAAUGUGGAUAAUAAUCCUUCCCUGCCUCAGAAUGGUGUUCAUUCGUUACUGUUUGUAAGAUGCUCUGAGAUCUCCAGCUGAAAGGGGUUGGAAAAAUAUAAAGUGCUGCCUGAGAGAGAACUAUUUUUGAAAGUGCUAUGGGAGAACAAAGAGAACAGCCUUUCCUCCCUUCCCCCUUGUGCCCCUCGCCUCAAAGGAGAGAACUUAUUAAAUGUCCCUCACAAAGAAUAAACUUCCUGGAGGUAGUGACAUCUCACUGAGGCGGGGCUCAAGGCUACAACAGGCCAGGGGUUGGCACAAGAGGCAUGCUAGUGUGCUCUGUAGUGAACAGGCUAAUGUGUGUGAACUACUGCCCACUGCUGGAUGGAAUUGGAACUGCUCAACUGCAUUAUAGGACCUAUGCUGUUUGCACCCGGUGACGAUAGGUCAUUAGCUCAAAUCAGUGAGAAACCAAGCUGCUGGGGCAAGUUGCGGCAGCCAGGAUGUGCAGCGCAGUGCCAACAGUGAAGGCCAGAUUCAAUACAGUGCAAAGAAUUCUCCUGUUUUUACCCCUGUAGCUUAAGACAUAAAAUCCGCGCGCACAUGACCACUCCUGUCCCUCCAGGACAUUUUCCCCCAGGGCCCAUCUCCAAACACCGUGGAAGUUGCCCCUGCACAUUGCCUGGGACUGUGCAAGCACCCCUGAGAGAUGUCGCACUAAGGAGCCAUUGCUCCAUUUCCCCUUCCCUUUGGAACUCCUAGCAACUGGCUUGGCAAGCCAGCCGGAGUCAGCCUCUGGCAGGGUGAGUCUCACUGCCUGCUGGACAGGGGAUUGCAGAAAGGCCUGGAUCUUCCACUAUUAAGGAAAUAGUGCCAUCUUUUCUUAAGAACCACCUUCUGUUAGUAAUCAGCUGCCUUUGGCAACUCCUUUGCCAUGAAAUUAUUAGCAGGAUCUGCCCUUGAUAUCCCCAUCUGUGUUUAGGGCAUGACCUAUGGUAGCUACCGGCCAAUUCAGGAUUGCCUCUCUGGGAGCUAUGCUUGUCACCUGCUUUCCAGCACAGUUAUUGAUCCCCAUGAUUUCCCUGUCCAGUGUGCGCAGGUAUUUCUGGGAACAACUUGUGCUAGCCAAUAACAUGCUCCGGACUAGCUCCCAAGUAAUCUAGUUCUCAUGCUCUGCCUAUAUUUGCCUAGCAUGUGCAAUUGUCACAUGGCUUGUCACUGCAUUAGUUGGGGGCUCAAAACAGUGUUACAGCUGCAGCCAGCUGGCUGCAACCAUGCAGAAAAACAGUUCCAAACCUAUCAACAAGCCACAGUGCGGACUCAGCCUCAGCAACACCUCAUACACGCCGCAGAGCAGCAAGCGAGGGAGGGAUCCCUUAGAACUUCAUUUGCCAGCUGUUACAUAUAUACACAGCUGUUGCCAUGCCCCCUCACAGAUCCCACAGAUCACUCUUGAUCUGACCAGAAGAGGUAAACGAUGACAAUCAUGGUUCCUGCAGUGUGGGAACUAUUAGCAAAUGCCAGCUUGUUAAUAGAGACCUCCCUUAGUGGAUCAAACGGAACACAGGGCUCCGGAGCUAACUUAGACACAUAGCAUUGGGGAUAUGGCUCAAACUGGUAGGUGAGUCUGUUUGUUUAGAUCAUAAAUCCUUGAAUAAUAUCCAAAGAGGUUAUAAUAAAAUCUGUAGCUUGGCUCAGUGUCAGGCAAGGUGCUUGAAGAGCAAAGAUUGUACUUUUCUGGAUUUGAAUGGUUAUUUUCUCAGAAGAAAUCAAUCUUGGCUUCCCCUUACAAAGAUACAUUGGCCCAAGCCCUGGUUCCAACUCCAACUGAAUAAGUGGAAGUCUUUCCAUUGCCCCCCUGGGCUGUGAAUCAGGCCCCUAGUAUGCAUGAUCAUGUCUCCCUCUAGGGGCUGGCCCCUGCAACUAUAACAGCUUUCUACUGCUUGACAGAAGGAGUCUCAUAGACUAUCAGGGUUGGAAGGGACCUCAGGAGGUCAUCUAGUCCAACCCCUUGCUCAAAGCAGGCCCAAUCCCCAGACAGAUUUUUGCCCAGAUUCCCAAGUGGCCCUAUCAAGGAUUGAACUCACAACUCUGGGUUUAGCAGGCCAAUGCUCAAACCACUGAGCUAUCCCUUCCCCCUAGUCCUUUAACUUAGGUGGUAGGGUUUGUGUUUAUGGCAUUGAAGGUACCAGUCUGAUCCCCAAACAAAGACUGGGGCAGCUCUGAAUUUUGGACUGGGAUCCAAACUUGGUCAGAAUCCAAGUAUGGGCAGGUUGGAUCCAGAGUAUCAUUUUGGGCCCACCUCUUCGGAAGACACUGUAUUUAUCUAGUCUAGCGGCAUGGUCCCUUGGCUCCUUUCGGAUGACUGGAGGGACAAAACCACUCGGGCAGAUCUACCCCACUGGUGCAAAAUGCCACACCCUAGCAGUGUGCUGAGCAAACCAAAUGCCUAUGCAGUUUCUUACCAUGUGAUGGCGGAGUCAGGUUCUGAGCUGGAACCUCUGAAGGGCAUUUUCAUUUGCACUGCCUCUGAUCUUCUCUAAGUCUGACAUUUGCUCUUCUAAAAGCUGUGAACCGGGGGCACCCAAGCGUGUGGGACCCUGACAGGUGACCUGAAAGGAGUGUGUCCAACCUGCCUUUACAUUUACAUUGGGUUUUUUUAAAUCAAAACUAAAUUCCCACAGCUUAUUUGCUUGUCUCUGUCUUGUGUCUGUUCCUUUACAGUAACCAUGAGCCAGAUCCUCAGCUGCUGGCAGCCCACGUAGCUCUGUUGACUUCAGUGGUGAGAUGCCAAUUUAGACUUGCUGAGGAUCUGGCCUAACAUGUUUGCUGGUGAACCCAGACAUAAAAACCCCGCAGCUGAACAGGUUGGAGUCUGGCCCUGCCAGUGGUAGGGGUUGGGUUAGCCGCAGGUGACUUUGUUGGAAUCCGCAUAGACCCGCAGGCAGCACUUGGGAUGGCCCUACUAUAAACAUAAGUCCUUACUUUGUGUGUUGUGUUUCUUAAAGUCUCCCUCGCUAUCUGCUCUUACUGUGAAUUCAAACCAGAAGUUAAACUGUUCCCCUGUGUUCUGCGUUGACUGUUAAUGUGUGUCUCUGAAUUCCGUCUAGCGAGACUUGGGAAAAACAUCCAUGAAAACAAAUAUUUUCAAAAGAAUAAGUAUUUAUUAAUUAAAACAGACCUGGCUUCGUGGCUCAUGUCCACAUUCAGACACUGUUGCAUUAACUGUGCCUCUGGUAAAUGUGUUUAAAGAAAAGAACUUAAAAAAAAACCUGGACUUUUUGUACAGCAAAGAUGUAUCCAUUUAGAAACCUAUUGUUAAACCUCUAGCACAUUUCACAAUCUACAACUAGUCUAUUGUACAUCUCCAUCGGGUUAUAAUGUUGUGAAGAGUCGCUGCCUUUUGGAUUUUCUACAGUGUACAUAUAUAGAUAUGUCCAUAUAGAGAUAGGUGUAUAUAUAUAUGUAAAGAUCUAUAUGUAUACGUAUCUCUAGCUCUCUCUCUAUAUCGAUAUCCGACUGUGAAGAAUUUUUAUUCCAUCAAAAUAAAAUGG
Molecule: messenger RNA, 13753 nt
Organism: Gopherus flavomarginatus (Mexican gopher tortoise)
Lineage: Eukaryota; Metazoa; Chordata; Testudines; Testudinidae
Product: leucine zipper putative tumor suppressor 3-like
Exons: 6
Coding region: 501-2489 (662 amino acids)
Biological process (GO): regulation of dendritic spine morphogenesis
Cellular component (GO): dendritic spine
Source: RefSeq, a predicted model, not a curated record